Molecule: messenger RNA, 415 nt
Organism: Vanrija pseudolonga
Lineage: Eukaryota; Fungi; Basidiomycota; Tremellomycetes; Trichosporonales; Trichosporonaceae
Product: Extracellular exo-alpha-L-arabinofuranosidase
Exons: 2
Coding region: 1-360 (119 amino acids)
Source: RefSeq, a predicted model, not a curated record
AUGCCCUCGUUGCGUCAUCGGUCUCCCACUAAUCCGUUGCAGGUGGGACUGCUCGACCCUGACCCUCAACACCGAGACACCGAGACCAACCAGCGCUGGGUCCUCAACAACAACGGGCCCAUCCGCUCGUCCAAGGGCGUGUGUAUCGACGCCGGCAACAACCCAGGCAACGGAACGCCUCUCAAGGUCUGGCAGUGCUACAACAACUACCAGCCCCAGAACUGGGUGAACAGCAACGGUGCCAUCCGCCUUCAGAACACCAACCUGUGUAUCGACGUUCCCGGCGGGGACAACCGCAACGGCGCCCGUCUCCAGCUCUGGCAGUGCACCGGCUCGGACAACCAGCGCGUGUCGUUCUAAGCCAGUCGGCAAUGGGGAGGCGAUACAGUCGAGAUCAGCAGUACAUACAUACAAC